AACCACCACGAGGCUGCAGCCAGUGUCGAAGUUACAAAAGAAGAACGGCCAGAGCUUCAGAAGAAAACUUACAAAUGGAAUACAAAAGAGGAAGCCAAGCAAGCCUUCAAAGAGCUGCUGAAGGAGAAGGGUGUAUCCUCAAACUCUUCUUGGGAGCAGGCCAUGAAAUUGAUUAUCAAUGAUCCUCGCUACAGUGCACUUCAGCUGAGUGAAAAGAAGCAGGCAUUCAAUGCAUACAAAGUCCAAACAGAGAAGGAAGAGAAAGAGGAGGCCAGAAUUAAAUACAAAGAGUCCAAAGAGACUUUUCAGAGAUUCUUGGAGAACCAUGAAAAGAUGACAUCUACCACCAGAUACAAGAAAGCAGAAUCAGAUGUUUCGAGUGAGCUUGAAGUGUGGAAGCUGCGUUCCAAUGAAGACAGGCUGGAGAUCUAUGAAGAAGUGUUUUUUUAUUACCUCGCUAAAAAAGAAAAGGAGCAAGCUAAACAGCUGAGAAAGAGGAACUGGGAGGCUCUGAAGAAUUUGGACAACAUGGCCAGCACAUAUCGCACCACCUGGUCUGAGGCCCAGCAGUACCUGCUAGACAACCCUACCUUUGCAGAGGAUGAGGAGCUGCAAAAUAUGGAUAAAGAAGAUGCCCUUAUAUGUUUGAGACACAUUCGGGCUCUGGAGAAGGAGGAGGAGGAAGAGAAGCAAAAGACACUUCUCAGGGAAAGAAGACGGCAACGCAAGAACAGAGAGGCCUUCCAGAAAUUUCUGGACGAACUUCAUGAUCAUGGCCAACUUCACUCCAUGUCUGCUUGGAUGGAGAUGUACCCGACACUGAGCUCAGACAUCCGCUUUGGCCAACAUGCUGGGGCCAACCGGGUAGGACAGCCAGGUUCUACUCCCUUGGACCUCUUCAAAUUCUAUGUGGAAGACUUGAAAGCACGCUAUCACGAUGAAAAGAGGAUAAUCAAAGAUAUUCUUAAGGUGUGAUUCUGAUUUGGACAAGGAUUCCUGGUUGAAAUCAACACCAGCUUUGAUGACUUUGGAUCAGUCAUCAGUUCAGAUAAGAGAGCUACCACGCUGGAUGCAGGAAAUAUAAAGCUAGCCUUCAACAGUUUGCUUGAGAAAGCUGAAGCCAGAGAGAGGGAGCGAGAGAAGGAGGAGGCCAGGAAGAUGAAAAGAAAAGAAGCUGCUUUCAAGAACAUGCUGAAGCAGGCCACACCACCACUAGAGCCAGAGGCUACAUGGGAGGGAGUCAGAGAGAGGUUCUUAAAAGAGCCUGCCUUUGAAGACGUGACUCUGGAGUCAGAGAGGAAAAGAAUAUUCAAAGAUUUCAUGCAUGUCUUGGAACAUGAAUGCCAGCAUCACCACUCCAAGACCAAGAAACACUCAAAGAAGUCCAAAAAGCACCACCGGAAACGCUCCCGCUCUCGAUCGGGCUCUGAGUCUGAGGAUGAGGAAUACCACAAGAAGAAAAAGAGGUCGCAGUCCAAGUCCCCCUCAGAACGCUCUUCUAGUGGAGAAUCUGAGAGAAGCUAUAAAAAAUCCAAGAAGCACAAGAAGAAGGGCAAGAAGAGACGCCACAAGUCUGCAUCGCCAGAUUCUGACAGUGAGAAGAAAGGAAGAGAUCGCGAUGGGAAGCGUGAGAAGGACGUAGAGAAGGAGAAAGAGAACGACAAGUCUCGGGGAAAAUCUCGCUCUGAGUAACAGAAAUCUCCCAAAAGGAAAGCAGCCAAAGAGGAGGGUGGCUGGGACACAUCAGGCAGUGAGUUGAGUGAAGGAGAGCUGGAGAAAAGGAGAAGAACCUUGCUGGAACAGUUGGACGCGCCUUGAUGAUUACUCAUGCUGCUUGUUCCUUGUACUUCUACACUUCUACAAACAUGCAUUCCCCUCAUCUGACCAUGCUGGUCAUAUCGCCCAUAAUGGACUGAUUUAUGGUAUUUAUGGGAAUGCCAUAUACUGAGCUUUUACAUAGACUUUGUGACUAAUUUGAU
Molecule: messenger RNA, 1979 nt
Organism: Archocentrus centrarchus (flier cichlid)
Lineage: Eukaryota; Metazoa; Chordata; Actinopteri; Cichliformes; Cichlidae
Product: pre-mRNA-processing factor 40 homolog A-like
Biological process (GO): mRNA cis splicing, via spliceosome
Cellular component (GO): U1 snRNP; U2-type prespliceosome
Molecular function (GO): RNA binding
Source: RefSeq, a predicted model, not a curated record